GUUUGUUUUUAUUAAAUAUGUCUCUUAGAAGACUAAAUAGGAUUGCUUUUCAAGUUGUUUUGGAGAUGAUUCAAAGAUUUAAAACUGCAAAUACUUUAAACAAUUUUGGAAAAGUUGGAUUGAAAAUUUUGAAGCACAAUCGAUUUACUUUACGUCGAACUGUUCUUAGAGGAUUUCGAGUUAUAGCCAGACAACCAGCUCAACUUUGGAGGCCAUUUGCUUCCCUACAUUUCCGGCAUCAACAACAAUUAAAUCAAAGAUUGAAUGGUUUCAAUUUCAUUAAAGACAAUAAACCUAAAAGAGACAUCCUCCAUCUUGUUAGGAAUUUAUUUGGUACAAAUGCUCGUUAUAAUCGUGGCCUUUCUUCAACUGAAAUGCCCAACAAUUUGGAUGCCUAUGAAAUUGGCAAGUACAUUGCCUCUGGCUGUAAUGGCGCUGUCUUUCAACUCCGUCUUAAACAAGAGUUAGCUAGUAAUAAUAAUAUUGAUGAAUCUCAAUUUGAUCAUCCCUACAAAGCAAGUUAUAUUCUAACCUAUAUAUCUUUGUAUCCAUUGGCACUCAAAGUUUUAUUUAUUGAUGGAUUAACACAGGAGCGGUUUAUUUGGAAAGAAAUGGCUUCAGAACUUAUUCCACUUGUUAGGCUUCCAAAGACAGUUUUUGAUGGAAAAUUUGCAAGAAUAAAAACAAUUUCUCGUUCCCAUCCAAAUAUAAUCAAAAUGUAUACAGCUUUUACUGAUAAAUUUUCUGCAUUACCUGAGGCUGAAAAAAUUUUGAUAAAUAAACUACAAAAUCGUCGUUUUAAUUUACAAAAUUGUUUAGAGGAUUUUAAUGAAGCAAAAACACUUUAUGUUGUUAUGAAAAGAUAUCGAAUGACUCUACAAACUUAUCUAAAAUCUCAUAAAAGAAAUUAUUUGCAAGCAAGAAUUAUGUUUGGUCAAUUAAUGGAAGCAAUUGUUUUUCUUCACAAAAAUACAAUUUGUCAUCGAGAUAUGAAGUCUGAUAAUAUUCUUUUGGAUUUUGAUUUUGAAGAUGAAGUGCCACAUUUGGUUCUUAGUGAUUUCGGCUCAGCAUUGUCGAAUGGUGAAUGGAUUUUGCACAGUUCUAGUGAUGGGGAAUUCAGCGACUUGGGUGGAAAUUUAGCUUUGAGAGCACCAGAAAUACGUAGAAUACGUCCAGGGUUAAAUUCAUGGGUUGAUUAUGAAAUGGCAGAUACUUGGGCUGCUGGAACACUUGCUUUUGAGAUUUUUACAAGGAGAAAUCCAUUUUAUGCAGUUUUGAGUAGUGCAACAUACAAAGAAUCAGAUUUGCCUCCUUUACCCACUCGUUUAAUUAACCCAAUAAAACAAGUUAUUCAUCAAAUGCUUUGUAUUGAUCCAAAGAAAAGACCGAAACCAGAAAUUGGUGCAAAUAUUGUGGCUAUUUCACUUUUUGGGAUGAAAAUUGGAAAAAUUUUGGAUGAAUUUUCGAAUAAAAUAGAAAGUGCAAUUAAUUCUAUUGUUCAACUUUAUGCUAGCGAAACAAUUUUAGCUCGUUUUCUUAAUCCAAAAACUAUUAGUAAUGCUGAACUUCAGCUUCGGGCAACUUUUCUUUCUCGUAUGGAUUUUGAAGAAUUACACACAGCAUUAAAUUAUUAUAUUGAAAAUAGAGAAGGAGGAAUUCAAGGAGAGGAAAUUCCUUCAAAAUUAAUUUCUAAUGAAGUUUAUUCUUCUUUUAUUAAUCAAGAGGCCUUCUCAUCAGCUAUAACAAAAUAA
This is a messenger RNA of Meloidogyne enterolobii, 1751 nucleotides long. Lineage: Eukaryota; Metazoa; Nematoda; Chromadorea; Rhabditida; Meloidogynidae. The record is from the annotation of a GenBank genome assembly.